CUAUUACCCGCCCGAAGACGACCCUGUAACCCUGAGAGGUAAGAAACCACUCAGUCUUUGUGUUCUGUGGUGGUGAAAAGAUCGGCUGAGUCAAUAGAAAUGGCAACUAUGACUGCGUUGUUUGUCCUUGCGUUAGGACUGGUGCUGGGUGCCUCUGCACAAUACGAAAGCCACGCCAGAAUCCCAGAACCGGGGGUUCUUCUUCCCGUGACGGAGACCGUGACGAGGACGGACACGGUGACGCACACGUUCCGCGUGACGACGACGAGCGACAUCUGGGUGACGGAGAGCACCUUCGUGGAGCUCCCCGUGACGGUGUAUACGACGGAUCGCGACUACGUGCCCGAGGUGCCCAGGACGGUGACCUCGGUGCUCAAGGUUACCACCACACCGGUUUUCGUAAAAACUGCCGAGGAAUUCGUGAACCCUUCCCGCACCUUCGUUUCCGUCUACACCAGCUUCGUGACCACCACCGAGACCGUUAAAUUCUGGCAGAGCAUCUAUCACGUCUAUACCGACUACCAGGUAACGACUGUACCAGUUUGGACUACACAAGAACUUGUCCAGCACGUAGUCACCACCACGACCCAUUUCGUCACCAACCUUGUUACUUCUACGAAAUUUUACGGUCAUUAAAGACGCACAAUAAAUAAACGUUGCUCCUUAA
This is a messenger RNA of Penaeus monodon (black tiger shrimp), 667 nucleotides long. RefSeq lists its product as uncharacterized. Bases 100 to 636 code for a protein of 178 amino acids. Lineage: Eukaryota; Metazoa; Arthropoda; Malacostraca; Decapoda; Penaeidae. The record is from RefSeq and is a predicted model, not a curated record. The transcript has 6 exons.